Phyllopteryx taeniolatus (common seadragon) is the source of this 1125-nucleotide messenger RNA. It is a transcript of the gene apnl, whose product is annotated as actinoporin-like protein. Gene Ontology annotation, molecular function: channel activity. The record is from RefSeq and is a predicted model, not a curated record. Lineage: Eukaryota; Metazoa; Chordata; Actinopteri; Syngnathiformes; Syngnathidae. The coding region runs from base 436 to 1020 and encodes 194 amino acids. Gene Ontology annotation, cellular component: pore complex. The transcript has 4 exons. Gene Ontology annotation, biological process: pore complex assembly; cytolysis in another organism; monoatomic cation transport.
UCAGUCCGGGACACAAUAAGCCUCCAUGAUGGAAAACAGGAUGGAUUUCAUCUUUAUUUGCUUCCAGUAAAAUACACAACGCAGACUCGGGUGUGCCUCCUGUGCACACAUUUUUGCUGCCAUUAUAUUGUUGAGGAGGUUCCAGAUGACUGACUGACUGACUGAUCGACUUUUUCCCUCAAGGGUGUUGUCAAGGGUGUUGUCCUAGCAUUAAAAAAAAAGAGGGAAAAAAACUCCUCCUCCGCGUUUCCUCCUUUUUCCCCACUUUGGAACUCGAGAGCACCUACAGGUCGUCUCAGCAGGCCGUUGACAGUCAGAGCGAAGCGCUUCUCCGCUGCCGGCCCGCGUCGCUGCUUUUCACACAUCUCAUUAUCCGGCCCAAAUCCAUCAUUUAUAAGCGCAGCAGCUCUACCUGUGCUUCGGAAGGUCAGCGGAAUGCCAGCAGAGCAAUGUCAGCAGAGUAUAGCCAGCAUGACGGAAUCCGCCGAAGCCGUGGCCGCCGACGUGACGAGCAGGAGGAGCGUGACCAUCGAGAUCACAAAUCUGACCAACAACUACUGCCUCAUUAACCCCAAGGUGUACCUGGAGAGCGGGGAGGUGUACAACCCGCCUCAGCCCACGGUGCGCCCCCUGAAGACCGAGGUGUGCACCUUCACCAAGUCCAGCAGCUCGGCGACGGGCAGCGUGGGCGUCCUCACCUACGACCUCUUCGAGAGGUCUCAGAAGGACUUCAUCGAGACGGUGGCCAUCAUGUUCUCCGUCCCGUGGGACUACAACCUGUACAAGAACUGGUACGCCGUGGGCAUCUACAAGAAGGGCCUCAAGUGCGACAAGGACCUGUUCAAGCAGAUGUACAACGAGAGGAAGCAGCUCGAGCACGGCUUCGUGCGCGACGAGUCCACGGGCACGGGAAUCAACUACGUGGGCACCUACCUGGAUCUCAAGGCCACCAUGGGCCCCCUGGGCAAAGCCAUCAUGAAGGUGGAAUUGUGGGAUAAGAUGUUCACACAGAUGGGCUAGCGGGCAAUCUAGACAGCCGGCAUCCUCACGCUCUCUUUCUGGAAACAUGCGUGCUUUUAACAGAUAACUCUUAACCCUUUAUUGCUCAGUGACUGUUUUUUGUCA